AUCCCUGAAUCUGACGUAGAUACUACCGUUAAUUUAAUCCACUUAUUACGAGCUUUGAAGAAUGAAUUACCUAUUCAAAUUGUCUCCUAUGAUGACUUAUCAACUGGAGCCAAAGAAAAGUUAGUCAAUGCAGCCAGGGACGAUUUUAUUGUUUUCCCCCAAUCAUUUGACAAAGUAUCGUAUAUGUUCGCACCCCAAUAUAAAUCAGGCGGGUUACCUAAACAAGAUAUCUGGUUCGUUAACGUUUAUCAGACCAUCCAUCCUGAUUUCAGAACCAAUUUCAGACGUUGGUAUAAUAAAUUCUUAGCCAUGAUGUUUAAUUCAUUCGAAGAAUUUAUUUUGCUCGAUAAUGAUGCUGUCCUUUUACAAAAUCCAGAAUAUUUCUUCAAUUUACCAGGGUAUAAAUCCACCGGAGCAUAUUUUUAUCGUGAUCGUCCAUUAAGACGAUAUCAUUCUGACGAAACUGUUAACUUUUUCAAAUCGUUAACUCCUAAUGUCAUAGAUUCGAUGAUGUUUGAUAUACCCAUGGUUACAAACUAUACUCUUCAAUUAGAAUCAUUCAAAAAAUUAUAUCACAUGCAAGAAGCCGGUUUACUCGUAUUGAACCGAGAUAUCCACUAUUCAUCGUUUCUUAUGAUUCUUCAAGUAAACUUCUUCGAGCCAUUGAAGGGACAAUUCUGGGGAGAUAAAGAAUUGUUCUGGUUAGGAUUUGUCAUGAAUGGAGAUGAAUCAUUUAAAUUCAAUAGUAAUUUCGCUGGGGUGGUUGGAGAAGUUACACCAGAACCGGAAAUAAGACACCGUCCAGAUGGGACUGCACAUCAUUCGAAAGAAAUAUGCGGCCUGCAUCCGGCACAUAUUGACGGAGAUGAUAAUCAUACAUUAGCCUGGAUAAACUCCGGGUUUAACUAUUGUCAAAAAGAUGUGAAUUAUGAGAAAGAAUUCGAGGCACAAGGGCCAAUAUUGAGGAUUGAUAACGUGGAUGCUUUCACAACAUUCUACAAAGCUCCAUUAAAGAUCAAGCAAGCGAUUGUACCUCCACUAGAUCCCGAGUUUAAGCAAAGGACUAAUAGGAAUGAUGAACCUUCUGCUCCUUGGAUUAAUAGAGCAUUUUGUAAGAAUUAUAUGUACUGUGCAUAUUCUAGUAUUGGCGGUGUGCAGAAAGAUGGUGGAGAAAACUAUUUGGAGGGGAAAUUUAUAGAAUAUGCUGAAUGGGAACAAGAUUUAUUUCAAUAUUAUGGGGAUAUUUGGGUAGGAGUUGAGUAG
Messenger RNA from Hemisphaericaspora subhashii, 1263 nucleotides. RefSeq names its product alpha-mannosyltransferase. Gene Ontology annotation, biological process: protein O-linked glycosylation. The transcript has a single exon. Lineage: Eukaryota; Fungi; Ascomycota; Pichiomycetes; Serinales; Debaryomycetaceae. The annotation marks the transcript as partial. Gene Ontology annotation, molecular function: alpha-1,3-mannosyltransferase activity. Gene Ontology annotation, cellular component: Golgi apparatus. The record is from RefSeq and is a predicted model, not a curated record.